CUGUUAUCAUGUGUAUUCAAAUGUUCAAAAUAAAUAUGUUAAGCACGAUUGUAUUCAAUUUAUAAGACGUUUAUUUUAUUGUUUUUAACUUUGUUUAUUGUAUUAAAAAUGCCUUUAAUAUUGAUGGUUGGUCUACCGAGUAGUGGCAAGACGACAAGAGCUCGUGAGAUCCAAAAAUACUUUACGGAACAACAACACAGAGAAGUUAUCUUAAUAUCGGAUAACGAAAUUAUAUCAAAUAUGAAUAUAGACAAAAAUGUUUUGUAUUUAGAAAUGAAGAAAGAAAAAGAUCUCCGGUCAAAAUUGCAUUCUGAUGCAUUAAAGAGUUUAACAAAAGAAAAUGUUGUAAUAUUGGAUUCUGGAAAUUUUAUUAAAGGAUUUAGAUAUGAAUUGUAUUGUUCUUCUAAAAGUUUGAGCACUCCAAAGUGCUUAGUUGUGUGUGAUAUUUCAACUGAAAAAGCUUGGGAGCUGAAUGAAAACAGAACUGAACAAGAAAGAUAUGUGAGGAAAACAUUUGAUGACCUUGUUAUGAGAUAUGAAGAACCAAAUCAUUCUAAUAGAUGGGAUUCGCCAUUGAUAAAUUUACAAUUGGAUGACACUUUGCCAGCCGAAGAGAUACGAAAAGCAAUUUUUGAUGUUGCUGCUCCUGUACCAAAUCAAUCAACAAUAAAUGCACCAUUAAAUUCAAGUUCUUAUUUGUAUGAUUUAGAUCAAAAAACUCAAGAGGUAAUUAACUCAAUUAUACAGUUAAAGAAACAAGGCGUGGAAGGAGAAAAUAUUGAAUUAGUUGAUUAUGAAGGAAAAUAUCUGAACAAAUUGGAUAAGAGUGUCUCAUUAGUGCAGCUUGCUAAGUCUAGAAAACAGUUUUUAUCGUAUGCCAAAAGCCAUGUUUCAGUUACAAAUGACCAAACAAAUAUUGUUAACAUGUUUAUACAAUUCCUAAAUAAGACUGUUACUUGUUGAAAAACAUUAUUAUUAUUUAUUUAUUCAUUGGAUGAGAUAUGACCAUAGGAUCCUUCUCUAUGUUUAUGAUGACAUCUUGGCAACUUGCUUUAUAUCUAGCGCCACUCUGUAAGAAGCUCAUGCACAAAAUGUACUCCCAUAGAAUGGAUGGAUCUUUGUGAGGAUUAAACUAUUUAUUAGCAAUGGUUGUAUUUGAUUGUUUGUAUUGUUAAUGAAUAAAAGUUCUAUAAAUAAUA
This is a messenger RNA of Myzus persicae (green peach aphid), 1199 nucleotides long. Its product is annotated as protein KTI12 homolog. The record is from RefSeq and is a predicted model, not a curated record. The transcript has 7 exons. Bases 109 to 963 code for a protein of 284 amino acids. NCBI's taxonomy places the organism in Eukaryota, Metazoa, Arthropoda, Insecta, Hemiptera, Aphididae.